Molecule: messenger RNA, 1386 nt
Organism: Lodderomyces elongisporus
Lineage: Eukaryota; Fungi; Ascomycota; Pichiomycetes; Serinales; Debaryomycetaceae
Gene: SES1
Product: serine--tRNA ligase
Exons: 1
Coding region: 1-1386 (461 amino acids)
Biological process (GO): seryl-tRNA aminoacylation
Cellular component (GO): cytosol
Molecular function (GO): tRNA binding; serine-tRNA ligase activity; ATP binding
Source: RefSeq, a predicted model, not a curated record
AUGUUGGACGUGAACGCAUUUAUUGUUGAAAAGGGAGGAGACCCAGAGAAAAUCAAGAUUUCUCAAAAGAAAAGAGGAGCAUCGGUUGAAUUAGUUGACGAGAUUGUUAAGGACUACAAAGAAUGGGUCAGAAUAAGAUUCGAUUUGGAUGAAACAAACAAGAAGCUCAAUGCUGUCCAAAAGGAGAUUGGCAAGAAAUUCAAAGCUAAGGAAGAUGCAUCAGAGCUCAUAAAGACAAAGGAAGAAUUGAGCGCUCAAAAGAAGCUGUUAAUUGAAACUGAGGCUACAGCUGACAAGGAUUUGAGAUACAAGGUCAACCAAGUAGGUAACAUUGUUCAUGAUAGUGUGGUGGACUCCCAGGAUGAGGCAAACAACGAUUUGAUUAAGACCUGGUUGCCAAAGGACUAUGAAAAGACCGCUCAGGUUGCUGCAGGUACCAAUGCGCCAGCUUCUUUAUCGCAUCACGAAGUCUUGUUACGUUUGGAUGGUUAUGAUCCGGAAAGAGGUGUUAGAAUUGUUGGCCACAGAGGAUACUUUUUGAGAAACGUUGGUGUUUGGUUGAACCAAGCGUUGAUCAACUAUGGUCUUUCAUUCUUGCACAGUAAAGGAUAUACGCCAUUGCAAGCACCAGUUAUGAUGAAUAAGGAAGUUAUGGCCAAGACUGCGCAAUUAUCGCAAUUCGAUGAAGAGUUGUACAAGGUGAUUGACGGUGAAGACGAGAAAUACCUUAUUGCCACCUCUGAACAACCAAUCAGUGCGUACCAUGCUGGAGAAUGGUUCGAAAGUCCUCAGGAACAGCUACCAAUCAGAUAUGCAGGUUACUCCUCAUGUUUUAGAAGAGAAGCUGGCUCUCACGGUAAAGAUGCAUGGGGUAUCUUUAGGGUGCAUGCGUUUGAAAAGAUUGAGCAAUUUGUCUUGACCGAGCCAGACAAGUCAUGGGAGGAGUUUGACAGAAUGAUUGGUGCCUCAGAAGAUUUCUACCAAUCUUUGGGUUUGCCAUACAGAGUUGUUGGUAUUGUUUCUGGUGAAUUAAACAAUGCUGCUGCUAAGAAGUAUGACUUGGAAGCCUGGUUCCCAUUCCAACAAGAGUACAAGGAAUUGGUGUCAUGUUCCAACUGUACCGAUUACCAAUCAAGAAACUUGGAAAUCAGAUGUGGUAUUAAGCAACAAAACCAAACAGAAAAGAAAUAUGUACACUGUCUCAACUCCACAUUAAGUGCCACCGAAAGAACAAUCUGUUGUAUCUUGGAAAACUACCAAAAGGAAGAUGGUUUGGUUAUCCCAGAAGUAUUGAGAAAGUAUAUCCCUGGUGAACCAGAAUUUGUUCCUUUUGUCAAGGAGUUACCAAAGAAUUCUACUUCUCAAAAGAAGGCCAAAGGUAACUAG